Chironomus riparius is the source of this 3014-nucleotide messenger RNA. Lineage: Eukaryota; Metazoa; Arthropoda; Insecta; Diptera; Chironomidae. The record is from the annotation of a GenBank genome assembly.
CUUCAAAUUGUUCGCAUUCAAUUUACAUUGUGGUAACGUGCGCGAUAGAAGAAAAAAAAUUAAAUGAUUUUAAAUUCAAUAUCAAUUUUAAUUUGUAAGUUGAUGUAAAGAAAACUUGAAAAGUGACAAUUAAUAGGAAAAAAAAAUAUUCGCAUGAGAUUCCCGAGUGCCCGUGAUUCAAGUAAUGUGAUGUUUACAUAAGAAAUGCAAAGAUUGUGAGAAAGAGAGGAAAAAAGUGCAAUCCUAGCUUAAGCCAUAGAGCGAUGUCCACUUAGAGUGUGAAAUAAUAAAGAAGAAAAAAAAGUUUUAAUUUAAAAUAAGUUUUUCAAGUCCAUGAAUUGAAAUUUAAGGUUCGAUACGCCUAGCAAACUUUGCCAAGGUUAAUUUAGGCAUAUUUCUUGUGUGAAAUAGAUUUUUAAAAUUAUAAUAAUACCAAAAAUAAAAUGAUGAAAAGCAGUGAUGAGAAGUGUGAUGAUGUUGAGAGAGGAAUAAAGCAACAAUACAUACAUAGUAAAACAUACAACAACAAUGAGAAUGAAAUAAAAACAAACAGCAAAAACGAGUUAAUAAACGUUGACAGCAGCAGUGAACAGAAAUUGUUUUCAGUUAACUUUAGUCUUGGCUUAAAGAUAGUUGGCUCGCUCAUCGUUUUAGCGUUGGCCUCAUUAUUCGCAAUAUACAUGGAUAACUACAAUAUUGGAUUACUUACUGCAUUUGUUGCACUUUUGAUAAUCAUAUUCAUCACUGGAUUAAACAAAUGGUUCUACAUUGCAGGAGUCACAGCUCCAAGAGAUAUUCUAGCUGUGACGAGAUUCAUAAAACUUUUACUUUUCAUAAGAAAGCUUGCAAGUAAAAACUAUUCAGCAGCUGAUUUAUUUGAGACGCAAGUUGAGAAACAUCCGAAUAAAAUAUGUCUGAUGAUGGAAGAUCGUCAGUUUACCUUUAAGGAGAUCAAUGACUUGAAGAAUCGAGUAUCGAAUCUUUUCAUACAGAAUGGCUUUAAACAUGGAGAUAAAGUAGCUUUAUUAAUGGAAAAUAGACCGGAAUUUGUAGCAAUAUGGUUGGGAUUAUCAAAAAUUGGUGUCGUAAUUCCUUUAAUAAAUCACAAUUUAAGAAAGCAAUCGCUGCUUCAUUCCCUAACGAUCGCAAAUUGUACAGCGGUCAUAUUUGGAGAAUCGCUGACAGAAUCCAUCACAGAAAUCAAAGACCAAAUCCCGUCUACAAUGGUUCUAUAUCAAUUCAAUGAUGAUAUCAACUUGCCAACUUAUGGAAAUGCUAAAGACUUGCACACUCUUUUGAGUCAAGUUCCACGAGAUCCUCCAGCACAAUCAACAUUCAAGAAACCUGAUCAACAUGAUCAAUUGAUGUAUAUUUACACAAGUGGAACCACUGGAUUGCCAAAGGCUGCAAUUAUUUCCCAUAACAGAUACUUUUAUCUGGCAGCUGCUAUACACAUUGUUGCUGGUUUUACACCACGUGAUAUUUAUUAUAGUCCACUACCGCUAUAUCAUACUGCUAGUGGAUGUAUGAGUGUUGGACAAAUGAUAAUAUUUGGAUCGACCGUUGCACUUCGUAAAAAGUUCUCAGCUUCAGCCUAUUUUGCCGAUUGUGCAAAAUUCAAAGCUACUAUCGCACAAUAUAUUGGAGAAAUGUGUCGUUAUUGUCUCUCAACUCCCGGACAGUCAACUGAUAGUAAUCACAACAUAAGAUUAAUGUUUGGCAAUGGUUUGAGACCACAGAUUUGGCCUCAAUUCGUUAAGCGCUUUAAUAUUAAGCGUGUUGCUGAAUUUUAUGGAGCAACAGAAGGAAAUGCUAGCAUAGUUAAUAUUGACAAUACAGUCGGUGCAAUUGGCUUUGUCUCACGAAUUCUUCCAUUCGUCUAUCCAAUAUCUAUUAUUAAAGCGGAUCCAGAUACAGGAGAUCCAAUCCGCGAUAAAAAUGGUUUGUGCCAAGUAUGCAAUCCAAAUGAGCCCGGUGUAUUCAUUGGGAAAAUUACGUCUAAUCCAUCAAGAGCAUUCCUCGGUUACGUCGACAAAAGAGCAUCAGAAAAGAAAGUUAUACAUGAUGUCUUUAGAAAGGGUGAUUCAGCUUUUCUCUCCGGUGAUCUUUUAAUUGCUGAUGAUAGAGGAAACUUAUUCUUUGUUGAUCGGACAGGAGAUACCUUCCGAUGGAAGGGCGAAAAUUGUAGCACAAGUGAAAUUGAAGCACAAGUUAGUAAUGAAGCUGAUUAUAGAGAUUGUGUUGUGUAUGGUGUUGAGAUUCCAAAUGUAGAAGGUCGAGCUGGCAUGGCAGCUAUUGUAGAUCCAGAAAGAUCUUUAGAAAUUAGAACAUUAAAUGCAAACUUGAGGAAAUCCUUGCCAAAUUAUGCUCGUCCACAAUUUAUUAGAAUUUUGGAGAAAAUAGACAUGACUGGAACAUGUAAGCUUAAGAAAUUAGAUCUACAAAAGGAUGGAUUUAAUCCUAGUAUCAUAACUGAUAAAGUUUACUUCCUUAACACAAGAACUAACGAAUAUGAGCUUUUAACACCUGAAGUCUAUGACAAAAUAAACAACAAUGAGAUUCGAUUUUAAGGAAUAUGAAAAUCAAAAGACAUAUUUCAGCUUUCAUAUAAAGUUAGGCAAUGUAAUUAAUAAAUUUUUAAAUUCAAAUUUCUACGUAAGUUAGUGGAUAGAUUUAUAGCUUGUGCGGGUAGCUUUGUUGAAGUCAAUUAUUAUUAUUUAUGUUAAUCUUAUUGGUUGAAGAUAUUAAAAAAAUAGUGAUAUUCCUCUAAUGAAACAAUAAAAAUUUCAGUUUUAAUGGAAUUGAGCGAGAAUUUUUGACGGAUUUUUAAAAUUUGAAUUUUUAACAGACUUUUCAAAUUUAAAUUUUGUAGAAUAAGGCUUUGUGCUAAAAAAUUUGAAUAAAAAACCGUUAAAAAUUUUAAUCUUCUGAAAAAGCUCUUUUUUAAAAAAACCUUUUAAGAGUAACUGAAUUAGAUUAAGAUCUAUUAUGAUUAAUUUUUUGAAUAAAGUGUU